UUCAACUUUAGCAAAUCCCCUCUCAAGAGCACGAGUUCAAAAAGCCAAACCUUUUUACUUCAUCAAAAUCUCCAAUGCAAAACCCCAUUUUCCAUGCAAAAUUCCCGCCAUUUUCCUCUCCCUAAACCCUUGCAGAAACCCCAUGUCUAUCCCUUUUAAAUCCCCAUCAUGGUUCUCCACGAGAAGGCUUUUUGAACAAAAGCUCCAAGACCUCCAUAAAUGCACCAACUUAAGCCACAUUAAACAACUCCAAGCCCAAAUAAUCAGACAAAAUCUUCACCGAGACCUUUAUAUAGCUCCCAAGUUAAUCUCAGCUUUCUCUCUUUGCCGCCAAAUAACCUUAGCUCUGAACGUUUUUAACCAAAUUCAAGACCCCAAUGUUCAUUUGUAUAACAAUUUGAUAAGAGCCUAUGUACAAAAUUCACAGCCAAGCCAAGCCUUUUCUUUUUUCUUUGAUAUGCAAUGGAAUGGGAUUUUGGCUGACAAUUUUACACACACUUUUGUUUUAAAGGCUUGUACUGAUUUGAAAAUGGUGGAAAUGAUACAUACCCAGAUUGAAAAAAAUGGUUUUUUGAGUGAUAUUUUUGUACCCAAUGCUCUUAUCGAUAGCUAUUCAAAGUUUGGAGAAAUGGGUAUUAAAGCAGCUUUGAAGUUGUUUAUGGCAAUGGAAGAUAGAGAUGUUGUUUCCUGGAAUUCUAUGAUAGGGGGACUAUUGAAAGUUGGGAAGUUGAGGGAAGCUAGGAAGUUGUUUGAUGAGAUGCCUCAGAGAGAUAUGGUUAGUUGGAAUACAAUUUUGGAUGGUUAUGUUAAAGCAGGAGAGAUGGAGAAAGCUUUUGAAUUGUUUCAAAAGAUGCCUCAGAGGAAUGUUGUGUCUUGGUCAACGAUGGUUUCAGGUUAUAGUAAGGCUGGGGAUAUGGAUAUGGCUAGGGUUUUGUUUGAUAGGAUGCCAGUUAAGACAUUGGUUCCUUGGACUAUAAUUAUAUCCGGCUAUGCAGAAAAGGGGUUAGCACAGGAAGCUAUUGAGUUGUAUGAUCGAAUGGAGCAAGAUGGACUGGAGUUGGAUGAUGGAACUGUUAUUGGUAUUCUGGCUGCUUGUGCUGAGUCUGGUUUGUUAGCAGUGGGUGUAAAAGUUCAUAAUUCAAUAGAGAGGCUUAGGUUUGGAUGUAGCAUUGCGGUCUGUAAUGCAUUAGUUGAUAUGUAUGCGAAGUGUGGUAGUCUGGACAAGGCAUGGAGUGUUUUCAAUGGAAUGCCAAAAAGAGAUGUGGUUUCUUGGAAUGCCAUGCUGCAGGGGUUUGCUAUGCAUGGCCGUGGGAGGGAAGCACUUCAAGUUUUCUCCAGAAUGAAGAAGGAAGGAUUUCAGCCUGAUAGAGUUACUUUCGUUGGUAUCUUGUGUGCCUGUACCCAUGCAGGCUUUAUUGAUGAGGGUGUUGAAUACUUCUAUGUGAUGGAAAAAGAUUAUGGGAUUGUUCCCCAAAUCGAGCAUUAUGGUUGCAUGGUUGACCUUUUAGGCCGUGGAGGGCGUUUAAAUGAAGCUUUUAGACUUGUUCAAACCAUGCCUUUUGAACCAAAUGCCAUUAUUUGGGGUACGCUUUUGGCUGCAUGCCGAUUGCAUAAUGCUGUGAAACUGGCAGAGAAGGUGAUUGAUCACCUUCUUAAAUUGGAUCCUUCAGAUCCCGGAAAUUAUUCCAUGUUAGCAAAUAUUUUUGCUGCAUCAGGGGAUUGGGACAAUGUUGCAAGUGUACGGCUUCGAAUGAAGAGCAGAGGGGUCCAAAAACCAUCAGGAUCAAGUUCUAUUGAAAUAGACAAUGAGGUCCAUGAUUUCACUGUAUUUGAUAAAUCACACCCAAAAUUUGAUGGAAUAUAUCAAAUGAUUGACAGGUUGCGAAAGGACCUUAAGCAAGUUGUACACCCUGAAGGUGCAACCUUACCGAUAGAAGUUGGUGAGGUGGUGAUUUAGAUGAUCACUGCUACAAGACUGUUUAAUUACAAUUUGCAAGCAUAUUAUAAGUUAUCAGUCAGAGUGGUAGGGGCACUCUUGUAAAAAGCCUGUAUUUUGGGAAAGUCUCAAGUUCUUUUUUCUACUACUUUAGUUGCAAACUGACCAAGGAAAGAAGUAAUUGACACUGGGAGAAUAUGAAAAGCAUAAGACGAUAGGUGUAGUGUGGACUAUGGAGCGAGUGGUUUAUUUUUUAUAUGAUUUUAUCUGUGACUUAAACUUAUUUUAUUGCCACCGUGUUACAUAUUUGUCCAAAUAGAUGAUAAAACAUUUUAGUUGAUACUUCUCCUUUUACCGUCCCAUGUUGUUAAAUGGACUUACUUUCU
Theobroma umbraticum is the source of this 2322-nucleotide messenger RNA. Its product is annotated as Tetratricopeptide repeat (TPR)-like superfamily protein. Gene Ontology annotation, molecular function: RNA binding; protein binding. The record is from RefSeq and is a predicted model, not a curated record. Lineage: Eukaryota; Viridiplantae; Streptophyta; Magnoliopsida; Malvales; Malvaceae. Gene Ontology annotation, biological process: RNA modification.